Molecule: messenger RNA, 1660 nt
Organism: Aethalodelphis obliquidens (Pacific white-sided dolphin)
Lineage: Eukaryota; Metazoa; Chordata; Mammalia; Artiodactyla; Delphinidae
Gene: SPRING1
Product: SREBF pathway regulator in golgi 1
Exons: 5
Coding region: 139-756 (205 amino acids)
Biological process (GO): positive regulation of SREBP signaling pathway
Source: RefSeq, a predicted model, not a curated record
GUGAGGAGGCGCGGGGUGGCUGACGGGAGCUGGCUGGGCUGAGGGCCGCGGGGCCGGCGCCCGCCGCGAGCCAUGGGGCUGCCGGCCGCGUAGGGGCCAUGCCGCCCGGGCCCCGGGCCUGUCCCGCUCCGCGCCGGGAUGGUGAACCUGGCGGCCAUGGUGUGGCGGCGGCUCCUGCGGAAGAGGUGGGUGCUCGCCCUGGUCUUCGGGCUCUCGCUCGUCUACUUCCUCACCAGCACCUUCAAGCAGGAGGAGAGGGCAGUGAGAGAUCGGAAUCUCCUCCAGGUUCACGACCACGAUCAGCCCAUCCCAUGGAAAGUGCAGUUUAACUUGGGCAACAGCAGUCGGCCCAGCAACCAGUGCCGGAACUCCAUUCAAGGGAAGCACCUCAUCACGGAUGAACUUGGUUACGUUUGUGAGAGGAAAGAUUUGCUGGUAAAUGGCUGCUGUAACGUCAACGUCCCUGGCACAAAGCAGUACUGCUGUGAUGGCUGCUUGUCCAAUGGCUGCUGCAGCGCCUAUGAGUACUGUGUCUCCUGCUGCCUGCAGCCCAACAAGCAACUUCUCCUGGAGCGCUUCCUCAACCGGGCAGCUGUGGCAUUCCAGAACCUCUUCAUGGCAGUCGAAGAUCACUUUGAAUUGUGUUUGGCUAAAUGCAGGACCUCGUCCCAGAGCGUGCAGCAUGAGAACACCUAUAGGGAUCCCAUAGCAAAGUACUGCUACGGAGAGAGCCCUCCCGAGCUCUUCCCCGCGUGACGGUGAGGGAGACUCAACCCACUGGGAGGAUGCGCUGCUGAAGAACUUGUAGCCUGAAGCCCUUCUCUGGUCUUCAGGAGAAGACUUGACCUUGACCACUUCUUGUGUUGUGCUCUUUGGCCUCACUCGCCCCCGGGCUUACCAGAUGGACUUGUUCCGUAAAGCAGUUGGAAAUGCCAGCCAGCGGGUUACAUUCAAGAAAGACAAGACUGUGGGCGACCUGGUGAAGGCAUCAGCACUCUGAGCGCCUCUCCUCUGCGGCUGCUCGGGGACCUGUGGGCAUCUGUGUGUGUUCUCCCCGGGCCCUUCACUGUAAAGUUAUUUAUUGGACUUCUUUAGAGCAGUGGGAAAAUUCUCAUGUUUCCUAUAGGAAAAUUCUUUGAUAGUUGAGUAUAUUCAAGGAGAUUGUUCUUGUUGUUUUCUUGUGUUCUUGAGUUUCAAGAAUGAGAUCGACCCUUCACCCAGAUAAAAUGUUUGGUCUCUUAGAACAUGCAUGUUCUCUCGCGGUGGUUUGUUCUUGGUUUUGUUUUAACAGCAUCUUCAAGAGUGGGCCCUGAACACCGUGUCCUGACAUCUAAAAUUGUCUAGAAACUCAGAUGCUGUUCCCUUCUCAUCCUGUGCCAGCUUUCUAGCAGCUGGCACCAUGUGCUCUCAGGUUUUUUCCUAGUGGUAUUUGGAUAUGCUUGUUUACCUAUGUGCAUGCACCGUUUUAACCAGAAAUUCUGCCUUGUUGUCCUGGAGGGUUCUGUUCUUGUUUCCACUGCCCCUGUUGAAAUGACUGGUCUUCUCAGCCGUGGGACAGUGGGAGCCUCAGGAAAGUCAUCUGCUGGGCGGCCUCCUCCUCUUCUGUCAUGGAAACCCCAUCUUAAGGCGAUUCCUCAGUGGAGAUACAUCUUGCAACUGA